Molecule: messenger RNA, 906 nt
Organism: Zychaea mexicana
Lineage: Eukaryota; Fungi; Mucoromycota; Mucoromycetes; Mucorales; Lichtheimiaceae
Exons: 1
Source: RefSeq, a predicted model, not a curated record
GCGAUAAUUUUUUUUUAUAAAUACCGAUCUCUGGAGCACUCUGCGCUUCCUUUUCUUUUCGCUACUACUUACAUCCUUUCCAUUUCUCAGCACAGUCCUCUCACACACACAGCUACAGCUAAUAGCUCCACUCGCACUACUACAAGUCUAAACAUGCAAGCAUACGGAUCAGCAGCAAUUCGAGCAUCCACUCGCACCUUCCACAACCAGCAAUACAAAUUAGCAGCACAGGCAGCAGCGAUGCCACGCAGCUUCUAUUCCACCACACAGCCUCCCAAGCAAACAGCCGGCGACAGCAACAAUGAGACGCUGCAGUACUUGGACCGUCUCAAGGACUCUGAAAUCGAGUUCCAGAGCAAGGGAGAGCAUGUCAGCGGCGACUUCUGGAAGACUGAGCCGGGCAAGUACAACAGAGCAGAGAAGGAUGUAAGCAUUCAAAAAUCUUUUUUUUUUUUUUGGUACAUUUGCGUUUUGCCCAAAUUUGCCCUCCGUGAGAAAAAAAUAAAGGUGGCUAAAUCUUCCCUUUCUUCUAGAUCGACCAGAAGGGCAGAUAAGCAGAACGAACCAACGGCUUAUGCUUGGAUACUGGGGAAGGAUGACGAUGGGAGCAGUAAGCAGAGCUACUUCUACUAUGGUCUCUCUCUUUCUCUCGCUCUUUGUUUGUUUGUUUGUUUGUUACUUAUCCAUCUAUGCGCUCUAUACAACACCGUGUAUAUAAACCCUCGUCCUGUCUCUCUUCUACUUGCUGCUAACUAAAAAACCUACUACAUCCUAUACUUCGUACCAUAUUACAUUUCUAUCCCAUCAUCACAUUACCAUACAUAACCCCCCCCCUUUGUGCCAUUGUAUAUUCUCUCUAUCUUCCUUUCGAAAUAAUAAAAAGCCACACACACGCUUACUCUACAC